CGGCAGAAGAGGCGGAAAGAUGGCGGCGCCGCUGGCGCUGCGCUCCCGGCUGGCGGUGCUGUGCUGGCGGCUGCCGGGCGCGGGCGGUGCUCGGCCCCUCACCGGCCGCCCUCCGGGAAUAAGGGGCUGGGCGGUGCCCCCAGCGCCCCGCAGCCGCCCGCUGUCCCGCCCGUCGUCCCGCCUGACGCCGGGCAGCGGUCCACGGACGGGUGCGCAGAGGAGGCUGGUGACGUGGCGGUCGCUGGCGGCCACCUUCGUGCUGUGCGGGGGCCUUUUGGCCGCCAUGAAGAUCGUGAAGCGGCGGAAGGAGGAGGAGCUGGAGAAAGAACGAAACAGAGGCAUUGGGAAACCACUCCUAGGAGGGCCAUUCUCACUCGUCAGCCAUGAGGGACAGCCAAAGACCAGCAAGGACUACAUUGGCCAGUGGGUGCUGAUCUACUUCGGCUUCACACACUGCCCUGACAUCUGUCCUGAUGAACUUGAGAAAAUGAUUCAAGUGGUAGAUGAAAUUGAUAGAAUUCCAUCUUUGCCUAAUCUGACCCCACUCUUCAUCACCAUUGAUCCUGAAAGAGACAAUGAAGAAGCCAUUGCCAAAUAUGUUAAAGAAUUUUCUCCUAAACUGAUUGGAUUGACUGGUACCAAGGCACAGAUUAACCAAGUGGCCAAAGCUUACCGUGUGUAUUACAGUGAAGGUCCCAAAGAUCAGGACAAUGACUACAUAGUGGAUCACACAAUUAUAAUGUACCUCCUUGGGCCAGAUGGUAACUUUGUGGACUAUUAUGGCCAGAACAAGAGGAGCACUGAGAUUUCUGCUUCUAUUGCUGCACACAUGAGAAAAUACAGAUCCUAAACCACAAGGUCUUCAAAGACUGAUAUGAACAUCACCUAGAGGUUUGGCUGUAAUUGGGCACUGGAGUUACAGCAGAAACAUACAAGUGUAACAUCCUGUCAUCACAUGCUUUUAUUCCAAAUAAGAAAGGCAGAAAUACUUCUGCUAAAUACCAUUGUCAGAAAUCUCUAUAGCGUCCUCCCCAUGGAUAUUAUUUACAGAAAGAUCUAGACUACUGAAUAAAAUCUGAGACUUUUCUGGAACAUUGUUGGUAGUGAAAAAUGGAAGACUCUUCAUUUGGGAGGAACAUAUGAGUUUCUGGCAAAAUAAAUGGUCUCUCUUGGCAUGACAUCAGCAAAAGAUGGUCUCUGCAGGAGGAUGAGUACUUGGUGAAAAGCCAUGUGGGGCAUGGCAUUCUUGGAGGAUUCCUGCCCUCUUUUUUUUUUCUGCACUGUCUGGCCUUCUGGGAGAGGCAUUUCUACAGUAUCAUAAGCAGGACAGCCUUAAGAACACUUCUUUAUUAAGUUUAAGAAGGUGAAGAGCACUGAAGCAACUUCCAUGCAUGGGACCAGCCCUGUAGUGUGUGUGAUCUCUUAUUCAUCUGAAUGCAGGGAUGAAAUGUUUUUUUCUUGGUCAUUUUCCAGGUGAACACUAUUAAUUUACAAGGAAAUCAACAAUGGGUUGCAAGUAGAUUUUUUUUUCUUGUCUAAAUGAUUUUAUGCAUAGUUGGCCUGAUUGUUGUAUGCUAAGUAGUGAAGUGGGGAGGAUAGGGGGGGGUCUGUCCAUGCAUAGGGCUGUCAGAUACAUUUAAUGCAGUGCAGCAUUUGAAAAUAAAGAUUGUUUUUUAUAGGCA
Calypte anna (Anna's hummingbird) is the source of this 1682-nucleotide messenger RNA. RefSeq names its product protein SCO1 homolog, mitochondrial (gene SCO1). Bases 20 to 850 code for a protein of 276 amino acids. Gene Ontology annotation, biological process: mitochondrial respiratory chain complex IV assembly. NCBI's taxonomy places the organism in Eukaryota, Metazoa, Chordata, Aves, Apodiformes, Trochilidae. The record is from RefSeq and is a predicted model, not a curated record. The transcript has 6 exons.